Molecule: messenger RNA, 3915 nt
Organism: Cyanistes caeruleus (blue tit)
Lineage: Eukaryota; Metazoa; Chordata; Aves; Passeriformes; Paridae
Source: RefSeq, a predicted model, not a curated record
CGCGGUGCUGGGAGCAUUGCUGUGGCUAGGAUCCCUGCAAAGAGUGGCUGCCCGCGCUGCCUGGGCUCCGUUGAGCCUCGCACUGCCUCCGAGCAAUGCCGGGAGGGAUGGGAAGCCCUUUGGUCGCACCGUGAGUUGGGACUGCGCUUAGACUUGUGGGCAUUUACCUGCCAGGAGCCUCACAGGGGGACGCACAGGGAUACCGCUGAUAGCAUCACACGCGAGUGCUUCCAGAGGCAUGUACACCCAUAGCCAGAGUUAGCGCACUGUGUGUAAACAAGUUUGUACUCUCAUGUGGGCAGUGUGUUUGUGCAGACACAGUUCUCAGGAGCUCCCGUGCCCUGGCAUGGGAUGGGGACUGCAACUCCAGUGCACAUGGAGCAAACAGAAGAUGAUGGAAGGCAAGCUGAAGUGCACAGUGUCACAGAGAGCCACCUACAAGCUGCAGAGCCUCUCUCACACACGUACACAGCUACACACUCGCCAAAACAAACAUCACUGCACUUCUCUGCAUGUGGGGUCCGGGCUGUGACUUGGAGGCAGUUGCAGUGUUCGACAUCCCAGACAGCAGAUGUGCACAGGAGUGGCACAUUUAGCCAGGGCAUUCAUGAAGAUGUGCAAAUCCGGGUUGUUGCACGUGGUAAGUUAGGGGGCUAACUUGAGAUGUGGCCCUAUGCCAUACACAGCUGUGCAAGCAGAGUCUCCCUGUGUAUCCUACAACAGAAAUCCAUUCCUGAGCCUUGGUCUUGCUCUAGGUGACAGACUUGAGUGUAACAACUGUAAGUUGUUUGGAGUUUUUAUUUUCCGUUAGAAAAUGUCAGGUUUUGGGGCAAACACUUGAAAGUUGCCAACUUUCAGUUCACACCAGUUGACUGCAAUUCUCUUAUUCUGUUGUGGGAAUGACCGCUGGCUGUGUGUCUUCUCAAACACUGCUGCUGCAGCUGUGUCGACAGGCAACCUGGAGAGGGGGCAGGGAAGGCAGGGGAGAGGGGAAACAGCCCCAAACCUGACUUCCCCUUCACUCAGAUCCUUCUGAUGACCAGGCUGGACGGUGUCCCCAGGGGCGGCGCACUGGGGAUGCAUGCAGCUGUCCCAUUUUAUGGAGGUGCGGGCCAGGGCCAGCCCAGCUCCCCUUUUUCCUGCUGGCGAUGCUGCUGGUCCCUUCGUGGAGAGACCCUGGGCAGCCCCGCAGAACCUGAGUGCCGAGGCGGCAGUGGCGACGGCCUCCCUGUGCUCCCCGGCUGACUACUAUGGCCGUGUACUGCUAUGCGCUCAAUAGCUUGGUGAUGAUGAAUAGCAACAGCGAGGUGACAAGCGGCAGGAGCAAGACGCCGCCUCCUCCCGGACAAGUGCUGCCCAGGGGUCCGGAGACGCCCGGCAGCUGCCGCUCGCUCCCUGUUUUCAGCGCGGCCCCGGUGCCGCCCCGCUCCCCGCGCUGUGGCCCCGCUUUCCUCUUCCCACCACCUGAGGAGCCCCUGCGGCAGCCAGCCAGCCCCGGGGGGCGGCGGGGCAGCCGAGGCGAAGAGGGACAGCCAGGACCCCCCAUGGCACGGCAGCUUCAAAGGGAGCUGCACAACGUGCAGGUGAACCAGAAAGUGGGGCUCUUCGAGGCACACAUCCAGGCACACAGCUCUGCUGCCCAGCCACCCCGGAGCCCCCGGCUAGCCCGGCCCCGUCCGGCCAGCCCCACGGCACCUGUGGCGGGACUUGGAACUGGACCCCGGCCACGAGCCUACGGGGAGAGCGAGGCCCCCGAUGCUGUUGGGGUGCAGGUUUGUGUGAGCACUGCAGAGCCCUCCAGGAGGCCAGUGAUGAUGGUGGAGCUGGCAGAGAGCAGCAGUCCUCUGGAGCAGUCAGGGCUUGCACCACGGCAAGAGGAGGUGGUGGUGGCCCCCACAGGACUUAAGGGCCAGCACCCAGCCAUCAGUGGGAGCAUCCCUGCCGUCAUUGUCACAGACCUGGGGGGCCCGGAGGAGGAGGUGGGCACCCUGCCCCCUGGCAGCCUGCCUGUCCGGAAGCUCUCAUCAUCCUCAGCGUCUUCCACUGGCUUCUCCUCGUCCUGGGAGGAGUCUGAGGAGGACAUCUCCAGUGACCCCGAGCGCACCCUGGACCAGACCCCGGCCUUCCUGCAGACCCUGGACCAGCAGAAGCCCCGAGUGAGCAAGUCAUGGAGGAAGAUCAAGAAUAUGGUGCACUGGUCCCCGUUUGUGAUGUCUUUCAAGAAGAAGUACCCUUGGAUCCAGCUAGCGGGACACGCAGGUAGUUUCAAGGCAGCAGCCAAUGGCAGGAUACUGAAGAAGCACUGUGAAUCGGAGCAGCGGUGCCUCGACCGCCUCAUGAACGAUGUCCUGAAGCCCUAUGUCCCUGCCUACCACGGAGAUGUAGUCAAGGAUGGGGAGCGAUACAACCAGAUGGAAGAUCUGCUGGCUGAGUUUGACUCCCCCUGUGUUAUGGACUGCAAAAUGGGGGUCAGAACGUACUUGGAGGAGGAGCUGAUAAAGGCCCGGAAGAAGCCGAGCCUGAGGAAGGACAUGUACCAGAAGAUGAUUGAGGUGGACCCCGAUGCCCCCACUGAGGAGGAGAACGUGCUGCGGGCAGUGACCAAGCCCCGCUACAUGCAGUGGAGGGAGACCAUCAGCUCCACCGCCACACUGGGCUUCAGGAUCGAGGGGAUAAAGAAAGAGGACGGCACUGUGAACCGGGACUUCAAGAAGACACGGACAAAGGAACAGGUCAUGGAGGCCUUCAGCGAGUUCACCAGAGGAAACAGGAACGUUUUGAACAGUUACCUUAACCGGUUGAAGGGUAUCCGCGCUACCCUGGAGACAUCCCCAUUCUUCAAGUGCCAUGAGGUAAUUGGGAGCUCUCUCCUCUUCAUUCACGACAAGCAGGAGCAAGCCAAAGUCUGGAUGAUUGACUUUGGGAAAACUACCCCACUGCCAGAGGGACAAGUUCUCCAGCACAACGUGCCCUGGGUGGAAGGGAACAGAGAGGAUGGCUACCUCUGGGGGCUGGACAACCUCAUUCAGAUCCUGACAGAGUUGUCUCAGAGCGAAGACUUGCAUUAAAGCCGCGCAUCCGAUUCUGCCACUACCCCCAACCUGUCCCCGACUGACUCUUCUGAACUGCACUACAAGACACUUUCCAGCCCUCGCCCUCCCCAUUUGAAAGCUAUACUCUCCCUAUUUAAUGUGUUUUUGUUGUGAGGGUUUUUUAGGUUGUCUUGGUUGUUCCCCCCCACCUCCCCUUGUAAAUAGAGAGCUAACCUGCCAGAACAAAGCUGAACUUGAAACCUUGGCUUUGCAGAGUCAGUGGGAGCUGGCAGCCCGGAGGGGUUGCUUAGGCAUGUGCAUGCUUCGCCUGUCGUGCUUUUGUCUCUCGCUCAGCCUGAUGUUAAGAGGGCUGGUGGAGGAAGGAGCCUCUUCCUGCAUCAGGGUUGUGAUGAAAACACUCAGUGACUGUGCCCUGGACCCUCUGGCAGUCAGAGAGUGUGAGCGAGGUGUGGAGAUGGUGAAGGACACUGCAGUGGGAGCCCCUUACUGUCUCUGCCAGCGCCUUUCAGCCCAGACAGCUGGCUGUGCCAAGUCCUUCAGAGCUGCUAGAAAGGCAGAUUUGGGGUUUAAUUUGUGUUCAAGACAUCUUGUAGAGGUUGCUCAGUAAUUUUUGAGUGGCACUGGGGGGCAAGAGUUUCCCUCCUGCUGCAGAGCCAUGUAGUCAGGCACAGGUAUUUGCCAUGGCCAAGUGCUUCCCACCCAUGUCCCCCAUGCUUGGGUGCCCUGGUGAGCAAAACUUUGGGCUCCUCUCUAGAGCCCCAGCUCCUCUGCUAUGAACUGCUUCCAGUCUACCUUAGCUGGGGUCUCCAGUCCUCCCUAGCUGGGAAAAAAUAGCUUAUAAAGGACUACUGUGAAGCCUGAA